AUGUCACGUUCUCGUCUUCCCCCGACUCCCGCAAUGUCAGGGGAGUUCAUCAUCAAGGAGCAGACUUUCGCCGAGGGAACAGACUGCUUUGCUUUGCCUCCAGCUGCCCUCAGUCCGUCCAAAAUCGAACCUGCCAGCAGGAGGUCUUCAAAGUCUGACCCGUCGUCCUACUUUCCCGCUUCUCCAACCUCGCCUGAUCUUGUUGCCCUGGGUCGUACUGCGAACCCUCGUUCGUCUGCUACCAAACGCCCGCUCGAGGACUUCGACCUUCCCCCUCCUCCCACUCGCACCCGCAAAAUCAUCCAAAUGAAGCCCAAGACUCAGCCCCCGCCUAAGCCAGCUGCAACGGCCACUAAGUCAGCCAAGGAAACGGGCAAGGCCCCAGCCAACAAUGGGCCGGCAUCGGCAAACUCGAAGAAGAAGCAGCCCAGCGCUACCAGCGCUGCUGGUCGAAAGAUCGCCAGGAAGACAGCUCACAGUUUGAUUGAACGGAGGCGAAGGUCUAAGAUGAACGAGGAGUUUUCAACUUUGAAGGAUAUGAUUCCUGCAUGUCGGGGCCAGGAAAUGCACAAACUUGCCAUUUUACAGGCAAGCAUCGACUACGUCAACUACCUAGAGCAAUGUGUACAAGAUCUCAAGGUGGCUGGUGGCAAGAGAAUCGCCGUUCCUCCACGCAUGCCCCCAGCUCCUCCCUCUCCAACCUCGCCCGAGUUUUUGGCUCCAGACGAUUUGCACUCGGCAUCAGCGUCUCCAGAGCUGCUCCCAGAAAGUGCUCAAGUCAACGACACAUCACCAUCGUUCUCCCCUCGCACUCAAGUUCCAUCGGCGGGCCCGAAUUUUGAAUUUACACAUACCUCGCUUCCCAGUCCUGUGCUGGGUCCGCCUGCUUCUGCGGGUACUCAGAUCCAUUUCUCUCCUCAACAGUGGCCGACAUCUGCCAACACUUCCCCAGCUAUACUACCUCGACAGAGCAACGCUUCUGCCUACAGUGCUGAUGCUGAAAUUGACCAUGAGGCAUCUGCUGCCCUGCUCAUGCUUAACAGGGAUCGUCGGGGUACUGCAGAUUCAAUUAACACUAAACUCACAAACUCCACCCUCGCUUCACAGGAGGAUAGGAAUCGUGAGAUGCAAGAAACGCAGAGGAGAAUGGGGAUGAGUGUCAAGGAUCUGUUGAUAUCUUGA
Messenger RNA from Aspergillus wentii DTO 134E9, 1182 nucleotides. Its product is annotated as basic helix-loop-helix domain-containing protein. The transcript is spliced from 2 exons. Gene Ontology annotation, molecular function: protein dimerization activity. Bases 1 to 1182 code for a protein of 393 amino acids. NCBI's taxonomy places the organism in Eukaryota, Fungi, Ascomycota, Eurotiomycetes, Eurotiales, Aspergillaceae. The record is from RefSeq and is a predicted model, not a curated record.